Messenger RNA from Argiope bruennichi, 1938 nucleotides. Its product is annotated as organic cation transporter protein-like. Lineage: Eukaryota; Metazoa; Arthropoda; Arachnida; Araneae; Araneidae. Gene Ontology annotation, cellular component: membrane. Gene Ontology annotation, biological process: transmembrane transport. Gene Ontology annotation, molecular function: transmembrane transporter activity. The record is from RefSeq and is a predicted model, not a curated record. The transcript is spliced from 11 exons. The coding region runs from base 357 to 1823 and encodes 488 amino acids.
UUGUUGAUAGACUGAAAGACGUUAUGCAAUGGGAAACCGUGUUUCGAAAAACAUUAUUCUACUGUUAUAUUUUCCUUUAUAUAUUUUAGAGUUGGAUUUUAAAUAGACUGUCAUGCAGCCGAAUUGAAUUGGCUCGAUUUUGAAACCGGACACUUACGAACACCAAAAGGAUAAUUGCUUCCCGAUUAGCAGCCUUCACAUAAUUCUCGCUCUUUCACGCUUUUGGUACCGAAAUAGAAGCAACGAAUAAUAUUUCCUGCGAUCGACUGAAGGUACUGUUUUACCAGCAAUUAAAAGAAAAAAAAAACAUUCUUUCAAAAAACCAUCGAAUAUACAGAUUAACACUGUCUGUGGAAAUGGACUUCUCCGAAGUGGUUGGCAGUUUCGGCCGAUGGCAGUUGAGAGUAUUCCUCUUCUUCGCCUUCUUCAAUGUCGUCGGCAUGUGGCAGAAUUUUUCCAUUGUUUUCCUGGCCGCCAAUGUCCCCUUUCGUUGCGUCCAACCCCCGUCCCCGCACAACAGCACAAGUUCUUCUUUCGGCGAUCAAUGCGAAGUGGCUGCGGGUAACAAUUCGAGCACGCCUUGCACCCAGUGGGAGUAUGAUAUUUUGCAAACGUCUCAGACGAUCGUCAGUGAGUGGGAUCUGGUGUGCGACCGGGAGUGGCUCGUCUCCUUGGCCAAGUCGUCUUACAUGCUCGGUUUUCUGCUCUCCGUCGUCGUCUUCGGCCAGAUUUCAGACUGCAUUGGACGAUAUCCGACCAUCCUCAUGUGCUACGUCAUCACCUGCGUCAGCAUGUUGCUGUCUCUCUUGUCCAAUUCCUUCGUCAUGUUCGCUGUCUUGCGCUUCUUCCACGCCUUCGGAAGGGCUGGCGCUUCCACGGUUGGAUACGUGCUGAUCAUGGAGAUGGUGGGUCCGGCACAUCAAGCCGAAGUUGGCAUCGCCGUCCAGCUUGGCUGGUCAGUUGGCUUUGUGACUCUGGUGGCCGUCGCCUGGUCCUUUCGCCAUUGGUUCUGGCUGCAACUCGUCAUAUCGAUUUCCUUCCUGCCCUUCGCCCUCUUCUUUGGGAUCAUUCCGGAAUCUCCCCGUUGGCUGCUGACACAAGGCAAGCUCGCCAAACUGGAGCGACUUCUGAGAAGGGCUUCCGCCAUCAACAAACGCGAGGCGAAGGAAGACUCGAGGAUGCCCAAGAAAAAGGACGAGAUGAAAAAGACAGCGACCCUGCUUGAAGUGUUGAAGAUGCCCACAAUGAGGAUUAGAACCGUCUACAUGAUAUACAUUUGGUUCGUGAACGCCUUCAUGUACUACGCGCUGUCCUACAAUACGAACGACUUGGCGGGGAGUCCAUACCUCAACUUCUUUGUUGCGGGAUUCAUCGAGUUCCCCUCCUACGCUCUGGUCUUCUGGGGCAUCAAGAAGUGGGGCCGCCGCUCAACUCUCCUCUCUUGCAUGAUGGCGGGGGCUGUCUCCAGCGCAGCCCUUCUGUUUGUACCCUCUAAUCUGCCUUGGCUAAUAAACACCUUUGCAAUGGUUGGGAAGUUCUGUUUCACUGGCUCCUUUGGACUUCUAUAUCUCUACACGACGGAGGUGUUCCCGACCGGAGUACGCAACGCUACUCUCGGAUCCUGCUCGAUGUGUGCACACGUUGGUUCCAUCCUCGCGCCGUUCCUGAGAGACUUGGGAAAAGCGACCCAUUCCAUUGUGCCCAACAUGUUGUGCACAGUUUUCGCACUGACAAGUGGCGCUCUGACACUGUUGCUGCCUGAAACUCGAGGAUUAGACUUGCCAGAUACGUUACAAGAAGGUGAAGAUCUCGGGAAGUCCUAGAAAAGCAAACACAAACUCGCAGUCGGAAACGCUUUUAUGAAAAGUAAUGAUUCAAGAAUGCUCUGAAAGUUGGUUCACUGAAUAAAUAAGUUGAAGAAGUGUAUUUAUUCCCUUU